UCGGUUGCGCCUUGAAGCGGGGAGGAAGCCGAUGAACAUCAACAGAAGUCCUUGUUACAUUCUGUAAGAAAUGCGAACGGAAUUGCGACGUGUUUGAGGUUCUACUAAUGAGAGGCUAUGGCUGAAAGGCCGGCUGGACCGGUAUCAAGGAAAGGCACAGUUUUUGGGAUUUGGAGGAAUCAACUGAGUGUUUUGCACCUUGUUAUGAACCUGGCAGUUCCUAGGAGAGAACUGGGGAGUCCAAGGCCAUAUUCCUAGUGUCUGCUGUCUUCUCUUUUUGACUAUUCAUGCCUGCUCUGUGUUUCCUGGUUUGAGACCACUCCUGGCCUUGAGUACUGUGUUCCCAGCCUAUCCCCCUCCUGUAGCUUGCCCCCGCUGUGUAUUGGCCUGCGAUGGCGCGGCGGGACGCUGAGGGUUGCCGCGGCAGACUGUGAUGUCAGAGCCCGGCAGCCCGGGCGAGAGCCAGCACGGCGCUCCCAAGUUCUUUGUGGGCUGCGAGGACGAUGAGAGCGAGAGUCUGGAGGACUGCAGCAUGAGGACGGACAUGGAGCUGUACGAAGAUGAUGAGGAGGCUGAUUCGCCUCCAGAGCGGCAGAUUGUGGUAGGAAUCUGCUCCAUGAUGAAGAAGUCCAAAUCUAAGCCCAUGACUCAGAUCCUUGAGCGGCUCUGCAAGUUUGAGUACAUUACUGUCGUCAUCUUCCCUGAAGACAUCAUACUCAAUGAGCCUGUGGAGAACUGGCCUCUUUGUGACUGCCUCAUCUCCUUCCAUUCUAAAGGAUUUCCUCUUGACAAGGCAGUGAGUUAUGCAAAGCUCAGGAACCCACUUCUCAUUAAUGACUUGAACAUGCAGUAUUUCAUACAGGACAGGAGGGAAGUGUACCGGAUCUUGCAGGAAGAAGGGAUUGAUUUACCACGCUAUGCUGUGCUAAACCGGGAUCCAGACAAACCAGAAGAGUGCAAUCUUGUGGAAGGGGAGGACCAUGUUGAGGUAAACGGGGAGGUCUUCCAGAAGCCCUUUGUGGAGAAGCCAGUGUGUGCUGAGGACCACAAUGUCUACAUCUACUAUCCAACAUCUGCUGGAGGGGGCAGUCAGCGACUUUUCCGAAAGAUUGGAAGCCGUAGCAGUGUAUACUCCCCAGAAAGCAGUGUGCGGAAGACAGGCUCCUACAUCUACGAAGAGUUCAUGCCCACAGAUGGUACCGAUGUGAAGGUAUACACUGUGGGGCCUGACUAUGCCCAUGCAGAAGCCCGUAAGUCCCCUGCCCUGGAUGGGAAGGUAGAGCGAGACAGUGAAGGCAAGGAGAUCCGCUACCCUGUUAUGCUCACUGCCAUGGAAAAACUUGUGGCUCGCAAAGUUUGCCUGGCUUUCAAGCAAACGGUAUGUGGUUUUGACCUGCUCCGGGCCAAUGGCCACUCCUUUGUCUGUGAUGUCAACGGCUUUAGCUUUGUGAAGAACUCUAUGAAGUACUAUGAUGACUGUGCCAAAAUUCUGGGGAACAUAGUGAUGCGUGAAUUGGCUCCUCAGUUCCACAUCCCCUGGUCAAUUCCAACAGAAGCAGAGGACAUCCCCAUAGUGCCCACAACAUCUGGAACCAUGAUGGAACUGCGUUGUGUCAUUGCAGUAAUACGACAUGGAGAUCGAACUCCCAAGCAGAAAAUGAAAAUGGAAGUGAGAAAUUCAAUGUUUUUUGAUCUGUUUGAAAAAUAUGGAGGGUACAAAACAGGAAAGCUGAAACUGAAGAAGCCUAAACAGUUACAGGAGGUACUGGACAUAGCAAGAGAGCUGCUGGCAGAACUGGGGCAACACAAUGAUUGUGAAAUUGAAGAGAAGAAGUCCAAACUGGAGCAGCUGAAAACUGUCCUGGAAAUGUACGGCCAUUUCUCUGGAAUAAAUAGAAAAGUGCAGCUAACCUACCUUCCCCAUGGACAGCCAAAAACUUCCAGUGAGGAAGAAGACUCCCGGAAGGAAGGCCCCUCCCUCUUGCUGGUGCUGAAGUGGGGUGGGGAGCUGACUCCCGCAGGCAGGGUGCAAGCUGAGGAGCUAGGCAGGGCCUUCCGCUGCAUGUACCCUGGAGGGCAAGGGGACUAUGCUGGCUUUCCUGGCUGCGGGCUACUCCGAUUACACAGCACCUACAGACAUGACCUUAAGAUCUAUGCCUCCGAUGAAGGCCGGGUUCAGAUGACUGCAGCAGCUUUUGCAAAGGGACUGCUGGCCCUUGAGGGAGAACUCACACCUAUCCUGGUGCAGAUGGUAAAGAGUGCCAACAUGAAUGGCCUGCUGGACAGCGACAGUGACUCUCUCUCAGGCUGUCAGCACCGUGUCAAGGCACGGCUGCAUGAAAUCAUGCAGAAGGAUAUGAACUUUUUGGAGGAAGACUUUGACAAGCUGGCUCCCACAGGAAGUCAGUCUUUGGUGAAUUCCAUGAAAAUAGUGGAGAAUCCAGUGAAGACAUGUGACGAAGUUUAUACCCUUAUUCAGAGCCUCACUACUCAGAUCCGUAAGAGACUUGAAGACCCCAAGUCAGCAGAUCUACAGCUUUACCACAGUGAGUCUCUGGAAUUGAUGCUUCAGCGCUGGUCCAAACUGGAGCGGGACUUUCGGAUGAAGAAUGGUCGCUAUGACAUUAGCAAAAUUCCAGAUAUCUAUGACUGUGUGAAGUAUGAUGUACAGCAUAAUGCAUCCCUGGGCCUAGAGGACACACUGGAGCUCUUUAGGCUGUCCCGGGCACUGGCAGAUAUUGUCAUUCCACAGGAGUACGGCAUCAAUAAAGUAGAGAAGUUGGACAUAGCUUAUGCCUACUGCCUCCCUCUAGUUAAGAAGAUCCAGCUGGACCUACAGAGGACUCAUGAGGAUGAAUCAGUCAACAAGUUGCAUCCUCUAUACUCCCGUGGAGUGAUGUCUCCAGGACGCCAUGUGCGGACACGACUUUAUUUUACCAGUGAGAGUCACGUCCACUCCCUACUCAGUAUCUUUCGCUAUGGAGGCCUGCUUGAUGAGGAUAAGGACCAGCAGUGGAAGCGUGCCAUGGACUACCUAGGAGCUGUCACAGAGCUCAACUACAUGACCCAAAUUGUCAUCAUGCUCUACGAGGACAAUAACAAGGACCCUUCUUCUGAGGAACGUUUUCAUGUGGAGCUGCACUUCAGCCCUGGGGUGAAAGGCUGUGACGAUGAGGAGAAUGCUCCAUUGGGCUUUGGCUUCCGCCCAGCUUCUUCAGAGAAUGAGCAGAAGCAGACAGACCCAGGGAGCCUUGAGGAUCUGUCCCAGGAUGAGCCUGAUCGUGCUGUGCCGCUCACUGAACCUAUAAGCAUUCAGAGGCGGUCCCCACUGAUCCGCAACCGCAAGACAGGCUCCAUGGAGGUCCUCUCUGAAACCACCUCCUCCAAAGCUGGCAGCUACCGCCUGUUCCCUUCCUGCUCUCGUCAGUCUCCAGAAAUGAAGCAGAGUGGAUUAGGGUCUCAGUGUGCAGGACUCUUCAGUACCACCGUCCUAGGGGGGUCUUCUAGUGCCCCAAACCUGCAGGACUACGCUCGUACACAUCGCAAAAAAUUCUCUUCUGGCAGUCUGUCCUAUAAAGAUGAGUUGUUGUCUAUGCCGGCAGUAAAGCGAUUUUCUGUGUCGUUUGCAAAGCAUCCGACUAAUGGAUUUGAAGGCUGCUCCAUGGUGCCCUCUAUCUACCCCCUGGAGACACUGCACAACUCGCUCUCGCUCAAGCAAGUAGAUGAAUUUUUGACAGCAGUGUGUGAGAGCGGUGGAGAAUCCCAUUCGAGAACCACUAGAGCUCUCUCUGCCAUGUUUGAUUCUCAGAGUCAACCUUCUGUAGAUGCUUUUAUCCCUCAGAGAGUCUUGUCCUCAACUGUGUCCCUUCGACAUCGCUCAGACCGCCCUCCUUGGUACAGCAGUGGUCCUUCAAGUACAGUAUCCAGCGCAGGGCCCUCGUCUCCAACUACUGCUGACACCUCCCCACGCUUCAGCUUUAGCGAUAAGACCCCGUUGACACCGCAGAGCAGCGAGGAGACACAGGCAGGGCAACAGGGUGGUGGGCCAGCAGCCACAACCCCAAGUCAACCUGUCAGCUUGUCCCCAGACCUUAAUGACCCCAGCACUCAGACAGAUGCACAGGUCCCUGUGGCUCCCCAAGAGGCACUGGAGUUGAGCAAUCGGAGAGCUAAUGUACAAGCUCCUGUUAGUCCUGAUGACCAGACUGUGCUAUAUUGUCAUGCCUACCAGGAACCUGUGGAUGCUGAUCCCUGCAUUGGCCCAGUGGAUUCCUCCUGUGGACAUCCAGAUACCCUCCCUGUCCUCCCAGAGCUGAGGGAGAGCAGCUCUGAGGCAGGUUCAAGCGCACAGACGCCCCUCACCCCGGAGACCAGUGAUGAAUUUUUUGACACACAGGAAGAGGAGGAGGAGCCGGAGGGUUGGAAGAGCAGUCCGGGUGCCCUGCCCCUCUCAGGAGCAACAGUGGAGGUGGGGGCAGCCCAUGCAUCAGAGUCCUAGUGACCCCUUGAAGAACAGACAUGAGCAGAGCUGUCUGAGCACCGAGUCAUCCCUUUUUAGCGGAUCCACUCUUUUGCCCAAAAGGACUUCUUUGAGUCUUGCGUCUUGUGCUGUUAAGCUCCACUCAUCCUUUACAGUGUCCAAGUCAUCUUUGCUUAGAUUGCCUUUCUUGUUGCUGUGGGCUAGUCGGGGGUGGUGGGUAGACAUAAAGCAGGCAGGUAGGCAGGCACACGUGCACUUGUGCUGUAGAGCUCUCCUCAAUACCUUCCCUAUCAGAGAGCAAGGAUGAGUAGGAUGGCAUUCUGGCAGCCCGAGAUCCUACUGGUCUAUGCAAUCCAAGAAGAAGAAAGCACCUUUCUUACCUAAAGCAUCAGUAAAAUGUUCACGGUUUGUGAAGAGAAGGUUGCACUUAGUUUCGGGCUUGUUGCCUACAGAGUGUUUGUCGUUUGACAUUUCUAUGAAUGAUACGAAAGCAGCACAUCUAAACUUAAGAGCUUUCUGUAGGUUGUGUACAUUUUAUGCCUCUGCUGCCUGUAAACAAAUAUUUCCUGCACAAGCUGUAAAGAAUAUAGCUAACUCCCGCCAAGGACCUUCUGCAUUCCUUUGCACCUCUCUGUUAGAGUGAAGAUGGCAUGACUCCUGCAGCAGUGACCAGCUCACACUGGCCAGUAGAUCCAGUCUGACCUCAGAGCACAGAACUGUUCCAUUUUGAACGUGGGUAACCUGAUCUUGUUCAACACCGCAUAUGUAAUUGCCUAUCAUUUCAAAAUGAAACGUACUGAUUCUUUAGUCCUUUUCUAAAUGCAUUGUUUUAAUUUUCUGUUCAAAUAUUACUAUUUGAAUCAUAACAUUUUUCAAAAAGGGGUUUUGAUAAAGCAUAUCAGGUCAUCACCAGUAUCUGCCUUUCAUCUCUGUGUGACUGAACAUGACAAGAAUACAAUUGAGAAGGUACAGCCACUGGACUGCCAUAGAACUUUUAUCCACAUAUAUAUACACGCACACACACACACACACACACACACACACACACACACACACGUGUUCCCACUUCUAAAUUUACUUCCUUGCCAAAGUUACAAGACAUCUGCCAUUAAUAUAAAAUAGUAUUUUUAAUGGUAAAUGAAGCCUAAAGGAUGUACUGUAAGUAGUUUCUUAUCAAGGCUAUAUUUUUGUAGCAUACAUCGCCAUUGUAGACAGGAAAAUGAGUCAUGCAAAACCUCGGUGGCAUUUCUUUUUGCUUCCCUUUUUGUGAAAUUUGAUAUUACGGGAGUUUUGAACAGUGAUCACUAUUAAUACUGCUGUUUUUUUGUAGCAGGCUACGCUCACAUAGUUUUUCUGUGAAUUGUACAGUGAUGGCGCUGAGAUUCUGUAUUUUGUAAUUGGGAUUUGUGUAGUGUUUCAAUUGUUUCGCACUGACGCUGAUUCAUGGAGAUUAUUGUUAUUUAAUGUCAAAUGCUGCUCGUGCAAGCACUGUAAAAUGCUAUGGUUAUGAGAAAAUUAUUAAAUGCUAGACA
Molecule: messenger RNA, 6012 nt
Organism: Scleropages formosus (Asian bonytongue)
Lineage: Eukaryota; Metazoa; Chordata; Actinopteri; Osteoglossiformes; Osteoglossidae
Product: inositol hexakisphosphate and diphosphoinositol-pentakisphosphate kinase 1-like
Exons: 31
Coding region: 434-4498 (1354 amino acids)
Biological process (GO): inositol phosphate biosynthetic process; inositol metabolic process
Cellular component (GO): cytosol
Molecular function (GO): inositol hexakisphosphate kinase activity; 5-diphosphoinositol pentakisphosphate 1-kinase activity
Source: RefSeq, a predicted model, not a curated record